AGGGGCGACUGACACUCCUGGGCUGUGAAUGGACAGCAGACGGCAGAGCGAAGUGACGUCUCAGGAAGUGAAAUGAGAACAGAAGUAGAUGGUAAGAGAGACGAUUUAGCGGUGAAAUAAGGUAAACAUAAUAAGACAAACAACAAAGCGUAAAAGCUGAGCAACAAGCAGAGUGAAAGUAAACCUGUAAUGUGGAGGAAACGGACAGUGAGCGCAGUGUAACCGUGACAACGAGACACGAGGACGGAUUUAAAGUGAUCAUAAAAUCGUCUCCACACGGUCGUCGUUCGUCCAGGAGGCGGGAUUAAUGCACCUGUAAGCUGAUUUGUCAAGCCCUGAAGAAGAACGGAGCAGGACAGCACUACUGUGGUAGAGGAGCGGUGUGUGUGCAGACAUGGCUGCUGUUGAUGAAGCGGACUGAACUUAGAGGAGAGACACAAAAUAUACCAACGUCUGUAUCGCUUUUAUUGAUGGUUGUAUCGAUCCGCCCAGCCCCAGUUGAAACAGCAAUGAGUUCAGUUCAGUAUCUGAGAGAGUUCAUCAAGGAGAGACUAACUGCUGUUGGUGAAGAAAUCUUCUCAGAGGUUCAAAAAACCAUCGUCCGGUAUGAGGAGGAGAUCAACCGUCAGCACAGACUGCUGGAUAUCAGCCGGAAACCCGACAGAAACUCACACAUCAUAGACCUCCCACAACAACAUUACUGUGAGGAAGAGGAGGGUCUGGAUGAGCAGCAGGUCUGUAACCAGGAGAGGAACUCCAAUCUGGACCAGGAGGACCCAGAGCCUCCACAGAUUAAAGAGGAACAGGAGGAACUCUGCAGCAGUCAGGAGGGAGAGCAGCUUGGACUGAAGCAGGAGACUGAAGGCAUUAUCGUCUGGACUGAUGAAGAGCAGCUCAGACUGAUGGAGACCAUCCGGAAACCUGUGAUAAAGCUACACAGAAUAGAUGUCCUACGCCAACAUGCUAUUGAGGAAGAAGAGGCUCUUACAGAACAGCAGGUCUUUAACCAGGAGAGGAACUCCAGUCUGGACCAGGAGGACCCAGAGCCCCCACAGAUUAAAGAGGAACAGGAGGAACUCUGCAGAAGUCAGGAGGGAGAGCAGCUUGGACUGAAGCAGGAAGCUGAUACUUUCAUGAAGACUCCUACUUAUGAGAAAAGUUCCCACAGUGAACCAGAACCAAACAGUGAGCAGCUCAUUUCUCACAGCUCUCCUGAAGCAGAGAGCAGAUAUCAUGAAGAAAAUGGGCAUGUGGACUCAGGAUCUACUAGAAAUACAGAGCUGAAGAAGAGACGUCACAGAAAGAGAGUAGACAACAGUCCUGUGUCAGUGAGUCAAAGUAGAACUGACACAAAGAACAAGUCUGUACAAUGUGACGUGUGUGGAAAAACUUUACAAAAUAAAUACAAAAUGACUACACAUCUAAGAGCUCACACAGGUGAGAAACCAUAUACUUGUAGCACCUGUGGGAAAGGAUUUAAUCAGAAGUCACAUUUGGAAUGUCAUACAAGAAUUCACACAGGUGAGAAACCAUAUACUUGUAGCACCUGUGGGAAAAGAUUUUCUAACAAAUGGAAUUGGGAAAGUCAUCUAAAAGUUCACACAGGUGAGAAGCCAUAUUUUUGUAGCACCUGUGGGAAAAGAUUUGCUGCAUCAUCUACGUUCAAAAGACACAUGAGAAUUCACACAGGUGAGAAGCCGUAUUCUUGUAACACCUGUGGGAAAAGAUUUGCUGCAUCAUCAGUGUUCAAAACACACAUGAGAAUUCAUGCUGAUGAGAAGCCGUAUUCGUGCAGCACCUGUGGGAAAGGAUUUAAUCAGAAGUCAUAUUUGGAAUGUCAUACAAGAAUUCACACAGGUGAGAAACCAUAUACUUGUAGCUUCUGUGGGAAAAGGUUUUCUAUCAAAUGUAAUUGGGAAAGUCAUCUAAAAGUUCACACAGGUGAGAAGCCAUAUUCUUGUAGCACCUGUGGGAAAAGAUUUGCUGCAUCAUCUACGUUCAAAAGACACACGAGAAUUCACACAGGUGAGAAGCCGUAUUAUUGUAGCACCUGUGGGAAAAGAUUGGCUGACUUAUCAACGUUCAAAAAACACACAAGAAUUCACACAGGUGAGAAGUCGUAUUCUUGUAACACCUGUGGGAAAAGAUUUGCUGCAUCAUCAGUGUUCAAAACACACAUGAGAAUUCAUGCUGAUGAGAAGCCGUAUUCGUGCAGCACCUGUGGGAAAGGAUUUAAUCAGAAGUCACAUUUGGAAUGUCAUACAAGAAUUCACACAGGUGAGAAACCAUAUCCUUGUACCACAUGUGGGAAAAGAUUUGCUGACCCAUCAGCAUUCAAAACACACAUGAGAAUUCACACAGGUGAGAAGCCGUAUUCUUGCAACACCUGUGGGAAAAGAUUUAUUCAGAAAUCAAAUUUGAACUGUCAUGUAAGAAUUCACACAGGUGAGAAACCGUAUCCUUGUAGCUUCUGUGGGGAAAGGUUUGUCCAGAGGAUAAAACUAAAGAAGCACAUGAGAAUUCAUACGGGUUUAAAUGUUCAUACUAAGAAAAUGUGGGACAGCUGUGAGUCAUCGCUAAACACGUGAGUGAAAAGAUGAUCCAUAUUGAGCCCAUUAUUUUUCUGUCUAGAGCAGUAAAGAACUCUCAGCAUUGUUUGUUCAGUUUAUUACAUUAUUCUAUUAAUUGUAUCAGGGAAACUCUGAUCUUAUAUUUCAUGAAGGUUUAAGUUCAGUAUGCUCCUGUUGGUUCAUUGUUUAGCUAUGUUGUUUAUUAUUACUGUUUUAUAUCCUAUAUUGGGACAAAUGUCACAAUAAAACACAAUAAAUAAACACAAUAAAAAUGAAAGAAUUGAGCAACAGUCAAGAACUGUGUUUAUUCUUGUAAGGGAGCAAAAGUAUCAAAUACCAAGUUUCAUGCUUGAAGGGGGAAGUCUCCAGUACAUUUUGUCAGUCCCACCCUCCUUUGCCUUAAAACUGUCACAAUAACGCUUUUCCUUCUAGAGGCUUCUCAAAAGGGCAGUUAUGAGUGUAUGAACUGUAAUGAGCAGAUAAAAUGUUUUUUGCAAUCUUGGCAUAUUUCCAGGCACUAAGUGUAUCUUUGACUGUCAUACAGCUCACACCAAUUAGAAAGUUGCAUAAGGUAUUUUUUUCCCAGUUGUCAAAUCCAAAAACUACAUUGGAGCUGCAGUGAUUCCUCAAUUAGUCAAUGAAUAGAGGCCAAUUCAGCUGGGAAAUAUUAACUGCUCUUUUUAAGAUGUAGUGUUUUAGCACACGAAACAUAGAAAGAAAAUAUGGGAGAAAAAAGACUG
This is a messenger RNA of Oreochromis aureus, 3310 nucleotides long. RefSeq names its product zinc finger protein 2-like. Lineage: Eukaryota; Metazoa; Chordata; Actinopteri; Cichliformes; Cichlidae. Bases 408 to 2588 code for a protein of 726 amino acids. The record is from RefSeq and is a predicted model, not a curated record. The transcript is spliced from 4 exons.